Cajanus cajan (pigeon pea) is the source of this 1341-nucleotide messenger RNA. Its product is annotated as F-box protein PP2-A12. The record is from RefSeq and is a predicted model, not a curated record. Gene Ontology annotation, molecular function: protein binding. Lineage: Eukaryota; Viridiplantae; Streptophyta; Magnoliopsida; Fabales; Fabaceae.
GUCUGGAGGAAACAAACAAAGGAAGAAAAAGAAGGGCAAAGUGUGGUGUUUUUCUUUACCCACAAACAACACAACUGUUCGGUGUGCGCCUCGUGGCAUACAAAAAACACCCCUUAGCUAGCUCAGUCACUACUCCCAUUCCAUUUCAUGGGUCUCCGCUUCUCCUCUCCGCCGCCGGAAUCGCCGUCCACCUCCGCUUUGGCCGAGUUGCCCGAGAGCUGCGUGGCUCAGAUCAUGACCUACAUGGACCCGCCCCAGAUUUGCCAGCUGGCCACGCUCAACCGCGCCUUCCGCGCCGCCUCCUCCGCCGAUUUCGUCUGGGAAUCCAAGCUGCCGCCCAAUUACCCCGCCCUUCUCCGCCGCAUCUUCGCCGAUUUCCCCUCCCAUUUGGGCAAGAGGGGGAUUUACGCCAGGCUUUGUCGCCUCAAUUCUUUUGACCACGGCACCAAGAAAGUUUGGCUGGAUCGAAGCUUGGGUAAGCUGUGUAUGUGCGUUUCGGCCAAGGGACUCUCCAUAACUGGAAUUGAUGAUAGGAGAUACUGGAACCAUAUCCCCACUGAGGAAUCCAGAUUCGGCAGUGUUGCAUACCUCCAGCAAAUCUGGUGGUUUGAAGUGGAUGGGGAACUUGAGUUCCCAUUUCCAGCUGGGAAAUACAGCUUGUUCUUCAGAUUACAUCUAGGGCGAGCCUCCAAGAGGUUUGGAAGACGAGUCUGCAACACAGAGCAUGUCCAUGGGUGGGACAUAAAGCCUGUGCGUUUCCAGCUAUGGACUUCAGAUGGGCAGUAUGUUGCAUCCCAGUGUUUUCUGGACGGACCUGGCAAAUGGAUCUAUUACCAUGCAGGGGAUUUUGUUGUCGAGAAUGGCAAUGCAUCAACAAAAGUUAAGUUCUCUAUGACUCAAAUUGAUUGCACGCACACUAAAGGCGGUCUCUGUUUAGAUUCUGUGCUCGUAUAUCCAAGUGAAUUCAGAAAGGUUAAAGCAUUUUUGAGUUACUCUUAACCUUUGUACCAAAUAUAUUGUAAACUAUCUAUAUGUAUAGAGCUUAGGCCGCGUCGGGAAGAAUAGAGAAUCGAGUUUUUAAUAUGGUUCUUUAGGUUAAGAAUCGAGUUUUUAAUAUGGUUCUUGAAGGUUUAGAAUUUUGUAGAAGCCAGAAGGUGAUGUAUAUAUGUACAAUAUUUGUUUGAUUAGUCUGGAACAUUCGGUCAUAACCUUGUUUGGUUGAAGAAUAUUAUAUUAUAUGCUUUUGGCAUGUGGAACAAAAAUGGCCAUUUGAUGACAAUGGAUGUUGGAAGAAAACGAAUAAAGUGGACUACUUUUUUAGUCUCGGUUUAAAUUCGAUUA